Paramacrobiotus metropolitanus is the source of this 942-nucleotide messenger RNA. RefSeq lists its product as uncharacterized. The record is from RefSeq and is a predicted model, not a curated record. Bases 44 to 730 code for a protein of 228 amino acids. The transcript is spliced from 2 exons. Lineage: Eukaryota; Metazoa; Tardigrada; Eutardigrada; Parachela; Macrobiotidae.
CCUUACACUAAAGACUCUUUCCUUCCUUUCCAGUAACGUAGCAAUGAUGCCACAACUGCCGCUAGUUCUAUAUUUGCUAUCUGCAACCUUGCCCAUUACUCUGGGCGGUGGCUCCGAUGGAACAUACGGAAGCGGUGGAGCGACCAACGGCCAGAUGCAGUUGAACACUCAGCAAGCAGUCGCCCUGGACAACGGUAACCAUAACUCCGUGGCUCAAUCACAGGGCGUCAUCGCCGGCACAACGCUGAACAUUGGGGGGAACGCUGGUACCAGUCUGCAGUUUGAUCCUACGUUGAUCGCUAAACCAGCGCCAGUCUCCGGCAGUAACUCCGUCAAUGCCGAUGGUAGUGCCAUGACCGGGGUUCUGCAGAGCAACCAGAACAGUCAGUCCAACAGCAGCGAUGGGCAACACCACAAGGUCACCAGCCAGUCGCAGAUCACCGGCAACGGCACGGGAAUGCACAUGAGUAAUAGUGCCAGUGGCAGUCUGUAUCUGCUCAGCACCACCCCGGUGUACCCUACCCGUUUCCCGUGCAUGGGUGUCACGUGUAACGGUUACGGCUGCAUGGUGAUUGAGAACGGGUAUUCCUGCUACUGUGCAUGCCCUACAACGCGGUACUACUAUGAUUCAACAUACCCUCGGCACCACCCACUCCGUCGCCUCAAACAGCGUAUCAGCGCCAGAGAAGACCUGCGACCUCGACGAACCCUAAGGGACAUAAUGCUUUGAAGGGUCGCGAAAAGCAUAUGGUUACGCGGGAUAACUCUAACCAACACGGUCGUACCUCCAUGCCCCGCAAUUCCCGCUCCAAAGCAUGAUCAGCGUUAUGUACUCUGUACUCUGAUAAUCUCUACUCGAUGUUAACUGUCGAUGCUAAUUUAUGCGUUCCAGAGCGUCUCUUUUGCGCGAUGCAACUGUACAUGUGAGGGACCGAGUUUGCA